AUGGAGGGCUUCAUCCUACUGCUCUUUUUAACUGCAUUCAUUCCCGUCACACGCGCCAUCAACUGGCCUCCCUUGAGUGCAUUCAUCGCUCCUCCUGGUGUUCCAUUACUCGCCCAGGAGUAUGACGGCUUUGAGCUCCGCUGGAAGCGGUUAGUUUUUCGACCAGCUGAAUUCCGGAAAGAAGGCAUCCUCUUCGCUUUCCUGAUACUCUACUUGAUCAACUACUUUAUUGGAAAACGCACCAAUAGUAACAGAGCUUAUGCUUGGAUUAAUGCACACACUGCUUUAUAUGCCUCACAAUUUAGCACACCUUUUUCUGCUAACGAAGUAGUCGCUGACGGACCAACGGACUUAUUUGGAUUUUCCACUGGACGCCGAAGUGUUCAUUAUCUCCAUACGGUAUUCACCCUCAAACCCCGUCAUGACCUCUUCCAACUUGCUUAUUCAUUCAUUCGCGGCCUUAUCGAACUUGACUUUGAGCCCAAAGACGAUAUUACGCUUGACUUCAAGCUCCGGUAUGAUGCGGCAAAAGGGCCUGGGUUUGUUUGGGCUGCGGUGAAUAAGAACCACCUUAAGAAACUUCGAGAGGACCGCUGGGACUUGGGUGUCUUUACGAAAACAACGGAUGCGAUUCGUGUCCACCCGACAGUGCAAAUCAUGACCGAAACAGCAGACAUUAACCAGUCGGUUCUCACAUCUGGAGCUGUUCCAUCUCUGCUGGAGUCCUUGAAGAACGCCGAUGCACUACAAGAUUUCAAAUCCUUAAUUGUCACAGACCAACUACCUUUCAAACCGGACACAUACGAUGCGAAACAACCUCUGCCGUCCCUCUUGACCCGCGUGCGACAUGUUCAAUUGACGUUCAAGGCCCCUCCCACGUCUCGGGUUACGGCAGCAGACCCUAUCAUCCGAGCUGCAUUUGAACUCGUUGAUGCCCUUGGACAGCUCUAUGGAGCCAUCGCACUUCCUCCAAACCAUCCAGCUCGCUCCGCCGUGUUACAAGCAGAAACGUACAAGAAACUCCGAAACACCCGCAAAGAGUGGGAUGAACGGCUCGAGAAAGAGCGCACAGCAGAGAAACUCGCUGAGUUGGAAGAAAACAAGCGUGCUGAAAAGAAACGUCUCGAAGACGCCCGCAUAUCCAAACUAAGUGCGACUGAACAACAAAGGCUUCUCGAAAAGGAAAGGAAGCGGGCGUUGAGGAGAACCGCCGGAAAGACGACUGUCAAGAAAUAAUAGCACAUGCCCACUGAUACAUCAUUUCCCUUUAUCUGGAGGGUCGGUCGGCUGCGCGGCGCAACGGAUUUUAAUCCUCAGGAUCACACGGUCUCCAGAUACAAAUCUGUAUCAAGUUAUAAUACUUCACAAAAACAAUGUUGACUCUAGAACGGAGAUG
This is a messenger RNA of Cantharellus anzutake, 1396 nucleotides long. RefSeq lists its product as uncharacterized. Lineage: Eukaryota; Fungi; Basidiomycota; Agaricomycetes; Cantharellales; Hydnaceae. The record is from RefSeq and is a predicted model, not a curated record. Bases 1 to 1236 code for a protein of 411 amino acids. Gene Ontology annotation, molecular function: calcium ion binding. The transcript is spliced from 5 exons. Gene Ontology annotation, cellular component: endoplasmic reticulum. Gene Ontology annotation, biological process: endoplasmic reticulum calcium ion homeostasis.